This is a messenger RNA of Microsporum canis CBS 113480, 1287 nucleotides long. Its product is annotated as RNA polymerase II elongator complex subunit. NCBI's taxonomy places the organism in Eukaryota, Fungi, Ascomycota, Eurotiomycetes, Onygenales, Arthrodermataceae. The coding region runs from base 1 to 1287 and encodes 428 amino acids. The transcript has 3 exons. The record is from RefSeq and is a predicted model, not a curated record.
AUGCCAGUACGGAUAUCCCACACGUUAAUAAUUUUAACCGGCUACCCGUGUUCAGGGCUAUCCCAUCGUGCGCGUCAACUGUCCACGCUCUUUGAAGACCUGCAGUCGUCUCUCCCCGCAUCUUCCAGAUCCCGAUAUAAGAUUCAUAUCGUCACCUCACACGAUGAAGCCCAUCCGCGCACUGUAUAUGAUGCUGCCAGGUCAGAAAAACAAGCAAGAGCCGUGGUAUACGCGCGCGUGAAAAGGCUACUAGGGAGAGACGCCAUCGUUAUCGUGGAUGGAAUGAAUUAUAUUAAAGGUUGGCGGUAUCAGCUUUGGUGCGAAAGCAAGGAAGCUAUGACAACAUGCUGUGUGGUACAUGUGGGAACUCCAGUAGACCAAUGUAUUUCCACGAACGAGGCUCGCUUACAGAGAAAACAAAAAGCGUCGGAAAGGGGCAGACAGCAACCGCCGCUUGAGGCUGAUAUUUCUGAAUCUACCGCCUCCAUCCCCGAGAGAGACGGUAACACCGCGCCAAACAGAACCAAGGAUGAUGAUGAGGAGCCAUACCCGCCAGAACUUCUGGAUAACCUCAUAUAUCGUUACGAGGAACCCUCAACAUCGAGCCGUUGGGAUAAACCUCUUUUUACUGUACCUUGGGCUGACCCAACCCCUCCCGUGGAGGAUAUAUGGUUCGCUAUAACAGGACAAAAAAUAACGAAUGAUGAUCCGGAUAAUUCUGCUUCUGGAUUAUUCCCCCAGGCUGGAGCCGUACAAGCGUCUUCGAAUGAUGCAAAUACAGUAGCAGGUGCACCAUCUACCACCACUGCAAUUAAGAAGGCAGCCUUCCAACGGUCUACAUCAACUCGCCCAAAAAUAGUUCCCCACCAAGCCACGGCCCAACCACCUAAAACAGAUCCCACCGCGCUAUAUGCAAUAGAGAAAACAACAUCAGAAAUAAUAUCAACCAUCCGCAAAUUUUCUCUUGAAAACCGGUCUCCAUCUUCGUCUAGCUAUUUAGCCAACCCGCAUGCCCCCGGCAUAACGAUCCCCAUUCCCUCCACCAAAACUCCUAUUUUUAUACCUCCUUCGACCCUUGCUUCUGCCCCUACGGAAGAUUUAGUUGGUGCAGGUGGAGUACUGACACUCCCUCGCCUGCAAAGAUUGAGAAGACAGUGGGUUGGGAUGAAUAGAGCAUUUGCUGGCCAUGGCCAAGGCAUGGGCCAAGGAACGCUGAACGAGGAAGAAAUCGGUGAAGCUUUUGUGAGAUUUCUAAAUGCCGAGUUUGAAGAAAUGACCGAGUUCUAG